AUCAUAAUUCAUACCAUACGAUUAACUUCUCCCUUAUAUUUAUCGUAAUUUCCUUCUCCUCGUUCUUCUUCUUCCUCUUCCUCUUCUCCUUCUCCCUCCCUCCCUCUCUCUCUCUCUCUCUCUCUCUCUCUAUAGCUGGAGGAGGAGCGGCGCCACCUUCGUUUCUUUAGUCGCGGAGGACUUCAAUCGCAUCAACUAACUCUGAUCUUCACAAACCCCAAAGAUUCCUUUUUCUUUUGCCUUUCUUUCUGCUUCUAGUUCCUUCAAUUGUUUCCUUGGUGGUGGAGACUUUAGUGUAUUUUAAAAAUAUUGAAAAUUCAAAAUGCCAAAGGAGAGAAGAGAUAGGUCCUUGUCACAAGAUAGUAGCAGAGCAUCACCCUAUCCAAGCAGCUCUAGCCGUUCUGGAAGAUCUGCUCCUAAGACUCUUUUAGAGUCUGAGGAAAAUGUUAAAGAAUGGGAAGACGCUAGGUGUCCAGUAUGCAUGGAGCACCCUCACAAUGCCGUUCUCCUCAUAUGCUCAUCCCAUGAAAAGGGAUGCCGCCCUUACAUGUGCAACACUAGCCAUCGACACUCAAACUGUCUUGAUCAGUUCCGCAAGUCAUUUGCAGAAACAGAAACUCCAUCAAUAAUUCCUCAAGUAGAAAGUCAAAUUUCAAACACCAACCCAUCUCAAGUCCGAGGUGCAGAAGCAGAUACAGUUGAUGUGCAAGAAGAAAGAAGUGAGGGAUCUGUUACAAUGCAACCCUUAUCCUGUGAGAAUGACACAAAAUCAAAUCUAGUAUGCCCUCUGUGUAGAGGGCAAAUAAAAGAGUGGAAAGUAGUGGAGGCUGCUCGUCAUUUCAUGAAUGAAAAAUCUAGAAGCUGUUCUUGUGAGACUUGCAACUUUAGUGGCACAUACACAGAUCUCAGAAAGCAUGCAAGGAUUGAACAUCCUCUUGAGCGCCCAUCAGCCGUGGACCCUGAGCGUCAACGUAACUGGAGGAGGCUGGAGAGACAGAGGGAUCUUGGCGACCUGCUUAGUACACUUCAAACUUCAUUUGGGGAAAACAGGGUUGAUGAUGGCAUUCCCCCCAUAGACGAUGGUGGUUUGCUGGCUGUGUUUUUCCUCAUUCUUCAACCUGCAUCUGUGUCUAGGGGUACCCCCGGAACCCGACUCCAAAUGCGAAUAAGGAGACCAACUACACUCUGGGGAGAAACCUAUGAGGGAGAAUCUGGAUCUGCUUCUAGAGAUGAUGCAAAUGAGUCUUCAGAUGGAGGUUCUGAUAGCAGAAGGCGCCGUGUGCGAAGACGGGUAGCCCCUGAUGAUCAGCCAUGACUUCGAAAAUCAAGUGUAUCAAUUUGAAUUAUUAUUGUUAAUGUUCCCAAGUAAAAUGUGGAACAGAAGGAGAAAGGGGAGUUUUCGGUUUGGAUUAUCCAAUGUGUCCUAUGGAGUGUCCAACAGUUCUGAGUUUUGCAUUGCUGAUUGUCAAACAAAGAAUGAGACAAAAGUGUUAUUCGUUGAGGAUACUAUAAUCAGUAUAAUUAACAUUUUACCCUUUCCCAUCUUUUGCUGCAAUUGUUGGGAAUAAAUGUGUAUCUCAAGACCGAAGACCCAAAGUUACCAUGUACUCCAUUUCACUUAUAAUAAUAAAAUAUUAUUAUUAUUUUUUUAUCU
Messenger RNA from Abrus precatorius (Indian licorice), 1654 nucleotides. RefSeq lists its product as uncharacterized. Lineage: Eukaryota; Viridiplantae; Streptophyta; Magnoliopsida; Fabales; Fabaceae. The coding region runs from base 323 to 1315 and encodes 330 amino acids. The record is from RefSeq and is a predicted model, not a curated record. The transcript is spliced from 3 exons.